This is a messenger RNA of Parnassius apollo (apollo), 2145 nucleotides long. The record is from the annotation of a GenBank genome assembly. Lineage: Eukaryota; Metazoa; Arthropoda; Insecta; Lepidoptera; Papilionidae.
AUGACUACAAAUCGACAACUAAUGCCUGAUUUAGAAGUCGUUGAGGGGAUAGACAAAAUCUGUAAUGAACUUGAUAAGUGUAAUCUAAACAAAAAUUUAGAAAUAACUUACGAAGAAAAUAAGCUUAACAAUACUGAUACCUUGAAUUCACAAAAGUAUGAUCUUGGGUAUUCGACUUCUAAAGAAAAUAACACUAAGCCAGUAAAGGGUAUUAGGUUAAAAUCUAAAACCUCAAAGAAGGCAACACGUCCAUUUGACAGAGAUAAAAAUGCAGUAACUGAAUAUAACGAAAAUUUCUCUGAGCCGGAUAUCAAGACAUAUAUAAAACUUAAAGACCUUACAGAUAAUAAAACGAAUACGCCUCUAAUACGAAGAAAACGUAAAUUAUAUUCAACAGAAGAAGAAAAGUGUAAUGAUAACUGGACCAGUGAUUGCGAAAUUGUGAGCGAAGCUGUCUCUAACAAAAAUUUUAAAAUAACGUGCCAUAAAGAAAAAGACAAUGAGCGCAAAGAAUAUAAACAAAAAUCGCGAAACAAAAAAUCCAAAAAAUUAGUUCUGUCACUACAUACAAAGAAAAUGAAUGAUUUGUUUGAUAAACUAAAACAUAUUAGCAAUAACAAUGAAAAAAUAAUUUUAGUUGAUAAAACAAAUGACGUUUCAAUUUAUAAUUUUACUAGCGAUAGUGAAGAAGAUGAUUUUAGACUAAGUACGCUCAAACGAAAUAAUAUAACUUCAGGCGGCAGUGUUACCCCGGUUAUUAAAGAUGAAAUAAAAGAUAAGGCUAAUGUCAAGCGAAAAAGAAACAAUCGCCCGAAAUCGAUUAUUACAUUUGAAAUGUCUACGCAGCAACUUAUUGAUGAACUUGCUGUAGACAUAUUAAACACAUCGCUCGAAAUUCGAAAACCUCUAGAAAGUAAAGUUAAUAUGGAACCUCCACCCAAAUUGGCAAUAAAACGUAAACUGGAAGCAAUUACGGAUGAUGAAGUAAAAAUGAUAGAAAAUUUUGAAGGCGAGGUACCUUCAUUGCAUAAAGAAAAACAUUCAAACGAAGUUAAAAAAGCAACUUUAUCAAAUGACACGAGCGAGGGAACUGAAAGUCCACUACCCGAAUUAAUCAUAGAAAAGAUGAAACCACACCGUGAUGAUAAUGAUUCACUCCUAUCUAAUGCGACAAAAAACAUAAAAGAUAUAUACGAAGAAAUAUUUUAUACAAAAGGAUGUGAAUUAAAUAUAACCCAAAAUUUGCUGCCUGACGUGGACAAAAUUGAUGAUAAUAAUGAGCGGAAUAGCUGUUCAUAUAUGUUUAAUAUUACAGAUGAGUUAAAUCAAGUAUCUAAAUGUUUAGCGCCAGCAUCCAAAUCAUCUCCAGAAAAAGAGUCGCCUAUUAAGGAAACUGAAAAAAGUAAUAAAUUUAUGAUUCAAAAGGAAUUAAAUAAAAAAUUAAGCAUCGACACUAACCAAAAUAAAAUAAAUUCAAGUAAUGAAAUAAAAAACAUAUCAGGAAAUACAGAAAUACAUUUAGAAAAAUCUAUUUACCAUACUGCUGGCUCCUCUUCUAUGUCUACGAAAACUACAGUUAAAUGUAAAUCUACUAAGUCAGUUAAUGAAAGUUUAGAAAAUUCACUAGAAAAUAAAAAUGACUGCUUAGGGAGUUCGUCAGCAGUCCAUGAUGUUAUAGAGUCGUGUCAACAUUCCAAUAAGAGCACGUCCACGAAAAUUAACACAUCGAGAGUUGCAGUAAAAAGAAAAUCUGCGACAACUCGAGAUUGUAAAAAACGAAAAGUCGAGGUCAAAGAUACUCAGGAAACAUGCGACAGCUGUUCAAGUAUUUCCAGUGUGAACGAUUGGCUCAAAAGAUCUGUUCCUACGACUAGUACAGCAGAAUCACUUGAUUUCGGUUUAAAAGAGACCACACUAAACGUAAUAGAAAAAUUUGACAGCACAGUUGACGUAAUACAUCACAAUACAAAUAAGAAAUUCAUAAAAUUCUUGGUGGAACCGCAGAAACAGCUCCAAGACCUGAAGCUGAGCCCUGAGCUGAAAGACCAACGUCGUACUCAAAACAAGCAAGCCGUUACCGGUUUGCUCAACGACAUAGUUGAGCUGAUCGUUGUCAAAUUCUCGGCACUGGAUAUAAGGUCAUAA